Penicillium brevicompactum is the source of this 633-nucleotide messenger RNA. RefSeq lists its product as uncharacterized. Bases 1 to 633 code for a protein of 210 amino acids. The transcript has a single exon. Lineage: Eukaryota; Fungi; Ascomycota; Eurotiomycetes; Eurotiales; Aspergillaceae. The record is from RefSeq and is a predicted model, not a curated record.
AUGCGCUGUCUAUACUUCCUUCUAUCCACUGCACUCUGCAGUCCCAUCUACAGAAGUGAAGUGAAGAACAUACCAGAAAUACUAGCUCAACUCCUCGACACCACCACCUCCUACACAAACACGAUCCAACCCCGAGAAAUAUUCCAGCUCUCAGCCCGAAUCUCCGACAUAACCACCGGCAAAAUCACACCAAUCCAAACAAUCAACCAAGGCCUUUCCAUUCUUUCAACACUCCAAAAUAAAACAUCCCUCCAAAAAGCAAUCGCAGUCGUAUCCGCCGGCCUCGUCCCCCAAAACAUCCUCACCCUCCUCAACCCCUCAAACCCAAUAAACUCAUACACAAACACAAACCCACCCCCAAACACCCCCCUCUACCCAAAAUCCCCCCAAGACGCACCAUACGACAUCCCAGAACCCAACCUCCUCGCCGCCCUCUACAUCCCCCCUCAUUCACCUGCACCAAGACCCCCAUCCUCCUCGUCCCCGGCACCGCGGAUCCAGCAGGAACAACCUUCUCCUUCAGCUACAGCAAACUCCUACAAACCAACACCACGACCCCAGUCUGGAUCAACGUCCCCAACGUCUCCUUAUCCGAUAUCCAAGAUAACGCACAGUACAUCGCAUACGCCAUAA